AUGGGACAGCAACUCUUCGCCGUCCUCUCGCUCGCCCUCGUGGCCCUGGCCUCGGCCGAUGUCAGCCACCUGAGCAACACCUACCUGCCGCCCCGCUCUGGCGCCGCCUCUACCAGCUACGAGUCCUACCAGUCGGCUCCCGCCGAGUCCGCCUCCUUUGCCUCAGAGUCCUACUCCGCCCCAGCGGAAGCCGCAUCUUCCACAGACGACAGCGAGUCGUAUGUUGCUCCUGCCGCCACUUACAACAGCGAGUCGUAUGCCGCUCCUGCCGAGUCAUACGCCGAGACCGCCGCUGAGGAGACCUACGCCCAGCCCGCCGCUGUUGCUGCUGCCUCGUACUCCGCCCCCGUGGUGACCAAGACCUACUCUGCCCCAGCUGUGACUUCCUACACGAAGACCUACACUGCCCCAGCCGUGACUUCCUACACUGCUCCCGCUGUGGUGAAGACCUACUCCGCGCCAGCCGUGACUUCCUACACUGCUCCCGCUGUGGUGAGGAGCUAUUCCGCCCCAGCCGUGACUUCUUACACGAAGACCUACUCAGCCCCAGCCGUGACCUCCUACACUGCUCCCGCUGUUGUGAAGACCUACUCCGCGCCAGCCGUGACUUCCUACACUGCUCCCGCUGUGGUGAAGAGCUAUUCCGCCCCAGCCGUGACUUCUUACACGAAGACCUACUCAGCCCCAGCCGUGACCUCCUACACUGCUCCCGCUGUCGUGAAGACCUACUCCGCGCCAGCCGUGACUUCCUACACUGCUCCUGCUGUUGUGAAGACCUACUCAGCCCCAGCCGUCUCCUCCUACACCGCUCCAGCUGUGGUGAAGAGCUAUUCCGCCCCAGCCGUGACUUCUUACACGAAGACCUACUCAGCCCCAGCCGUGACCUCCUACACUGCUCCCGCUGUCGUGAAGACCUACUCCGCGCCAUCCGUGACUUCCUACACUGCUCCCGCUGUUGUAAAGACCUACUCAGCCCCAGCCGUGUCCUCCUACACCGCUCCAGCUGUGUCCACCUACUCGGCACCUGCCGUAUCCACCUACUCGGCGCCUGCCGUAUCCACCUACCGCGCUCCAGCCGUGGUCAGCGGAUACUCUGGCAUCGACACCACCUACGGCACUAACGGUGGAUAUGUCUAUUAG
Molecule: messenger RNA, 1140 nt
Organism: Drosophila persimilis
Lineage: Eukaryota; Metazoa; Arthropoda; Insecta; Diptera; Drosophilidae
Product: cuticle protein
Exons: 2
Coding region: 1-1140 (379 amino acids)
Biological process (GO): positive regulation of transcription by RNA polymerase II
Cellular component (GO): RNA polymerase II transcription regulator complex
Molecular function (GO): transcription coactivator activity
Source: RefSeq, a predicted model, not a curated record